Molecule: messenger RNA, 237 nt
Organism: Eimeria tenella
Lineage: Eukaryota; Apicomplexa; Conoidasida; Eucoccidiorida; Eimeriidae
Exons: 1
Coding region: 1-237 (78 amino acids)
Source: RefSeq, a predicted model, not a curated record
AUGCCACCUGCGGGCUGUGCGGCCCUCUGGGUGGCAAGUGACACUGCAACACAGCAGCAGCAGCAGCAGCAGCAGCAGCACUUGCACUCGCAGCAGCAGCAGCGGAAGAAGCAGCAGCGCUUACACUUGCAGCAGCAGCAGCGGCAAGAAGCUGGGUGCCGUCAGUCAGCAACAGAAAAGCGUGAGCAGCAGCAGCAAACUGCAGCAGCAGCAGCAGAAAAAGCAGCAAAACGCUAG